AUGGUCAGAGGAUUCCAACUGACGAAAGAUAGACAUGCCAGCCUUUUGUCAGCCAUCCACAUGGCGACAACUUCUGGCCUGGUGACAAGUUCACUAAGCUCUGACGUGAACGUCUCGUCAGCUGUCAGUUUGGACGCUUUUCGUGGGAUUAAGGCCCACGGCCUGACGAUGACGGACUAUUCCCGAUGCCCCUCGGCCGAGGCUGCCUGUUGUGAGCACGUUUGCUCCUCCUCCAACCCGACUCUGCACACACAAGCACACACAAGAACAUUGAUGCACGCAAAUGGGAAAGCGUUCUGA
Molecule: messenger RNA, 300 nt
Organism: Protopolystoma xenopodis
Lineage: Eukaryota; Metazoa; Platyhelminthes; Monogenea; Polystomatidea; Polystomatidae
Source: the annotation of a GenBank genome assembly